Messenger RNA from Esox lucius (northern pike), 1076 nucleotides. RefSeq lists its product as uncharacterized. The record is from RefSeq and is a predicted model, not a curated record. Gene Ontology annotation, biological process: regulation of lipid catabolic process; inflammatory response. Bases 151 to 672 code for a protein of 173 amino acids. The transcript has 4 exons. NCBI's taxonomy places the organism in Eukaryota, Metazoa, Chordata, Actinopteri, Esociformes, Esocidae. Gene Ontology annotation, molecular function: signaling receptor binding.
AACAGAACAAUAAGACAGCUGGCUGACAUCAUGUUUAAGCUUGCUUAUGUAAAUCACCUAGUGGGAGUUAUUUGUAUCUACAGAGGAGUUGCCUUAGUCAGUAGCACAAUCCCCUCAGCCAGGCUUCUCUACACAGACACAGCGUGAAAGAUGGCUGCUCUACUACUGUUGUUCUUAGUUAGUGUUGGAGUCAUGCUGUCUUCUACAGAGGCACAGAAGGCUUACAAUAAACUACCAGAAAACUACAGAAAAGGAGUGGAUUUGGCCCUACAACAACUCAACUCUCACUCGGCAGUCCAACAACAUUUCCUCUUCUUCGAGAGUAUCCAGAAGUCUGACAUAGAGUCUGGAUUUAAUGUGCAAUACAUCUACCACAAUUUCUACCUCAAAUCCACCGAGUGUGCCAAGGGGACCGUUACGCCGAGCCCUCAGCUUUGCCCGUUCAAGAAUGACAGACCACUGUUGGACUGCGCAGUUAUUUACAAAACAUUUGGGGGAGAGAUUGAAUAUGACCCCAAACCGUACAUUGACUGUUUCCAAAAACCAAAACUAACAGAGGCUGUGAAGUCAGCAAGACUCGAGCAUUUUCGCAAGAUGAGCUUACCCAGCGGAACCCAUACCCUCUUAAGCGUAAUCCAGCAUCAUACUGAUAAGAGAAGAAUGACAGAAUAGAUUAUAUAUAUUACCGAUCGAGUAGAUUACAUCUACAACCCUGGACACCCUGGGAUUAUUACUAGCUCCUUCAAAACUACCAGAAUGUUUUUAGGUUUGGUACAUUCUGAUUACAUACUCAGAUUUUACUGAAUGUUCAUGUACUUUAUAUAGUGCACUAGCCUAUUUAGAAUCUCAGCAACACUGAAAUCAUUACAAACAUGAAUGGCAUCUGUUUGCUUCACGUGGAACUGCCAUAUUGAUUUCAUGCUUCACUUUGCCCAUUCAAACAUAAGAAAAUCAUUACAAGACUUGGAAGACAACUGAGAAUCAAGCUACUGACUACUAUUUUUGUGAGACAUUAUUUCUAAAUACCCCGCAUUUGGUUGCUGUCAAGUAAUAAAAUGUACAUGACAUAUACAACA